AUGAAUAAUUCUCAAUUCAUCAGAAAUAUGUUGGAUUCAAGCAGUAGAUCAGUUUCACCAAUAUCACAUUCUGAACACUCAUUGGACUUUGCACAGCCAAGUACAAGUACACAAAUAUUAAACGAAACCAUGGUUGACAAUUCAUCUGAAGAUAUUUCAUUUGCAUCUACUACUGUAUCGUCUAUUGGUUCACCUUCAAUCGAAGCUCAGUCUUCUGGAUUGAAUUAUUCGAAAAGUUCUAUAAAACGUAAGUUGUUGAGUGGCAGUGAUGAAUUUAUUCUUGUUCCACAUAGUGGCAAAAGUGCAGUUUGGAAAAAUUUUAAAAUGGUUAUGCAUAAUAGUUCUUAUUCUGAAGAUCCAGAUUCUCCUGAUCAUAAUAACACUGAUUUUGUUGCUUGCCCUUUGUGUAAGGAGCUUUAUGCUAAAAAAUCUAGUACAGCUACUCUCCGACGACAUAAAUGUACGAAAAAUACAUUUCAGAAUCCCAUUGAAGUGUAUGGAAAAUUGAUUAACAACAAAUGCAAAAUUCUGCCAGCACGAGUAAAAGAUGAAGCAAUCCAGAAAUGUGUCAAGUAUUGUAGUUUAGAUUUACGACCUAUGUUGGCAAUCAAAGGUAAAGGUUUUCUUGAAAUCGCCCAAUUUUUUUUGGACGUUGGUGCUAAAUAUGGCGUUUCAAAUAUAAAUGAUAUUAUACCACAUCCGACUACUGUUUCAAGGCAUAUUAUAAAAACAACAACUGAUGUAAGGAAACAGUUAUUUUCUGAAAUCUACAGUCUGAUAAAAAAUAAUUAUUGUAGUUCAACUUGCGACAUGUGGACAGACAAUUACAAAAAAAAUAAUUAUAUGUCUAUAACACUACAUUAUAUAGAUCAAAAUUGGGUUUUAAAUAAUCGUCUUCUGUACACAGGCCAAUAUCCAUCACAAGAUUCCAAAACUGGCGAAAAUAUAAAAAAAUUUAUGAGUAAUUUUUUUACCCAGUUAUCAGAAGAUGCCGACGAAAAUGAUGGUUCGGAUUUAAUGCAGUACAUAACUUUUGUCACUGAUCAGGGAUCGAAUAUGAUCAGUGCUCUUAGAAAUUAUAAUCGUUUAAAUUGUUGUGCACACUUGAUAAAUACAGUUUUAAGAAAUGUUUUUGAUUUGAAGUUUUUGCAACAAGAAAAUAACAAUGGAUCAAAGCCCUUGGAGCCAAUAACAAACUUAAUGACUGAGUGCAAAACUCUUGUUAAAUUCAUGAAAAGUUCAGGAAAGAACAGUGAAUUAUCCAUGGUUUUGGUUCAAGAGGUUGAAACAAGAUGGAAUACACGUUUACUUAUGUUACAGUCCGUCUAUAAAUCUUUACCUGAAAUAAUACAAAUUCAUGGUGAAUAUUUUGGUCGUAUUCAAAAUAUAAAUACCGAACUUCUAAAAAGUCUCAUUGAAUUUUUGAAGUUAUUUAAAAAUGCUUCUGAUGAACUCGAAGGGGACAAAAAUCCAACUAUACAGAAAGUGGUGUUAUAUAAAUGUCUAAUUGAAAAUCAUUUAUUAAAAUAUACCAACAUUGAAAAUAAUCUUUCAAAUGAUGAUGUUGAAGUAAAUAUUGAUUAUAUAAUGCAUAAAUUAGGAGAAAAGGCAUUGGAGAUUUUAAACUUAAAAUUCAAACUGAGCGAGGAACAUGAAAUCGCUGUAUUUCUUUGGCCCAAAUUCAAAAUGCUGAAAAUGUUUUCCCAAGACUCUGGUGACCGUUCUCGGAUAAUAAAUAAUAUUGAAAAAAAGCUUUUAGAGAUGGAAACUAGAGACCAAGAAUUAAAUAUCAAUACCAUUAUACCAAGUAACUUUGAUGACUCAAACAGACCAUCAUCAUCAUCCAUGUUUUCCGAAUGGGAAGACAGUCUAAGAGAUCAUGAUCUUCCACAGUACAAGUUUAAAAAAGAGUUGGAAGAUUAUAGAGAAGAAAUUUUUGAUGUUGGUGAUGAUCACAUUUUAGAUUUCUGGUCAAAAAAAAUGUCAAGAUAUCCAUAUUUAUCAAAACUGGCAAGACAGAUACUAGCUACACCAGCUUCUAGUGCAAGUAGUGAAAGAUCUUUCAGUAUAGCUGGUAGAGUGAUUGAAGAGCGUAGAAGUUGUCUGGACGGAUCAACAGUUGAUGCCAUAUUGUUUUUGAACAGUUUUUACUCUCAAAAUUAA
Molecule: messenger RNA, 2163 nt
Organism: Macrosiphum euphorbiae (potato aphid)
Lineage: Eukaryota; Metazoa; Arthropoda; Insecta; Hemiptera; Aphididae
Source: the annotation of a GenBank genome assembly